This is a messenger RNA of Otolemur garnettii (small-eared galago), 412 nucleotides long. Its product is annotated as 60S ribosomal protein L36a-like. Gene Ontology annotation, biological process: translation. The transcript has a single exon. Bases 1 to 321 code for a protein of 106 amino acids. NCBI's taxonomy places the organism in Eukaryota, Metazoa, Chordata, Mammalia, Primates, Galagidae. Gene Ontology annotation, molecular function: structural constituent of ribosome. The record is from RefSeq and is a predicted model, not a curated record. Gene Ontology annotation, cellular component: cytosolic large ribosomal subunit; ribosome.
AUGGUGAAUGUUCCUAAAACCCGCCAGACUUUCUGUAAAAAGUGUGACAAGCACCAGCCCCACAAAGUGACACAGUACAAGAAGGGCAAGGACUGUCUCUAUGCCCAGGGAAAGCGGCGUUAUGACAGGAAGCAGAGUGGCUAUGGUGGGCAGACUAAGCCAAUUUUCCAGGAAAAGGCUAAAACUACAAAGAAGAUUGUGCCGAGGCUUGAGUGUGUAGAGCCCAACUGCAGAUCUAAGAGAAUGCUGGCUAUGAAGAGCUGCGAGCAUUUUGAACUGGGAGGGGAUAAGAAGAGAAAGGGUCAAGUGAUACAGUUCUAAUCAUCUUUUGUUUUAUCAUGAAGACAAUAGAAUCUUGAGAUUAUGUUCACUUCAUCUGGCUGUAGUUGGUCUUUGGGGAGGGAAUAAAUGA